UUGCUUUGUAUGAUUAUGUCAAGUGGACGCAGUGCUCGUCUACCACCCACUCCUAAUGCUCCCAACAACAAACAAUGGGUCCCGAAUUCUUCAUCCUCAGCUGCAGCGGGCUCGUCCAUGCAUGAAACCAAUAGCAACAACGUAAACAUGUAUCAUCAUACCCAUCAUCAGUAUGGCAAUGCCGGCGGUGUACCCGGCAUGACACAUAUGAGUGGCGGCGGCAGUGGUGUCGUUGUCAGCGGUGGCAUGGGUGACAGUGGCAUUGGUGAUGUUAUAACCACAGCCGAUGCAGCCACUGAGGGUAUACCGGGUGAAACGAUUGAGGCCUUGGGUCCCGAAUUGGCAGUGGCUACCUCCAAGGUGCUGGAAAGUUUGUCCGAGAACGAGCGCAAGAUGAUAAUUGAGGUAUUAAAUCGUGAUGAGAACGUGCGACAAAGGGAUGCCACCAGAAUAAUGUUCCUGCGUGCCGAAUUGCUAUCGUUGAGGCGUAAGGGAGCCCUAAAAAUCGGCGGUGUUAUAGGCAAUGGUAGUAGCAACGGUGGUGGCGUGGGUCCAACAACCACAUCCAGUGAGCUAACAUCAGCGCCUGCUACUACGGCCUCCCAACUGGAGCAGCAACAACAACAACGCCAGUAUCAACAACAACAGCAAUAUCAACUAGAGCAAAAUAAUCACAACCUGCCCACCCCGCCUUUACUCCACGAAUCGAAUCGCCAUUGUGCCCGCUGCAGCACCGAAUUGGGCCGUAUCACAAAUCGCGGUGCACCUUGUCGCGUCUGCAAGCUGAGAGUUUGCAAGGCCUGUCGUGAGUUCACCACCCGCACUACCGAUUGGGUUUGUGUCGUCUGCCACAAGCAAAUGGAAAUUCAAGCCACAGGCAGCGAUUGGCUAAAGGGCUCUUGCGGUGCUGUUGAUCAUCUGCCCACCAGUGACGUUUUGCGCAAAAGUAUACGACGUUCUUGGACCAUCUCCAAUCCCGAGGACGAUCCCAACAAUCCCAAUGCUCAAAAUCCUGUAGCCGACAAUCUUUAUCCCCAGCAACAGAAUCUCAUAGAAGCUCAAUCGGCGGGCAGUUAUCCCACCUUGGAUGUACGUCAUCAUCAGCACCAUCAUCCCAUCUCGCAAUCGGUGAGAAGCCAUCACAUAGUCAACUAUAACACUGGCAGUGCCAUAACCAUAGCAGGAGUGGGCAUAACUCAUCCUACCCCAGCUCCCGGAUAUCACGUCAAUCCCCAGCGUCGCGUCUUGCGUCAAUCCACUUUGCCCACCACUUUGCCCAAUAACGAGCAGAAUUUGUCGGGCAGUGGCAGUAAUUUGGAGAAUUACAAUAGUGUCAAUCUCACCGCCCCCACCUCACCGCAUCAGAUGCAAAAGGGCCCCCUGUACCCCACAGCCUAUAAUAGUGACGACAUUAUAAACAUAGAGACCAGCGAUUGUGAUAAUUACGCACAACAAUUACAGCAGCAGCAACAAGCGCCGCCGCAGCACACCUCGGGCCAAGUAACCCCCACGCAUCAUCGUUUACAGGUGCGCCGACAAUCAACUUUACCCGCUAAUCCAUGCCAAGCUCCCAUGUACAUGUCCACCUCCCCAAAUCGCGGCUUCAGCCGCUCUCCGGAACGUUCGCCCGGUGAGCAACGCUAUCCGCCCUUCAUAAGGCAGACCUCAUUUCCCUGCAACAUCAUGGAGCCGCCACCGGGACCAGGUUCAGUGACCACCGGCAAUGCAGCCACUGCCCCCUCCUAUCCCUCACCCUCUAUGCAUCGUGGCAGUGGUAAGAUAUUACCCAGCACUGGCAAUUAUCCACCUCCCUCGCAAUACGAUCAAACGCAGACCUCCCAACCCGGGGGACUGAAUGAAGACCAUCAUGAUUACCCCAAUCCGGCGGCCAAUAUACCCAAGUCACGUAUGAUGCGUCAAGCCACUCUGCCCAAUCCCGAUCAACAUGUCAAAUUGUUGCCCACCUCACCGCCCAAGCGUCAGACUUCGCCGCAAUAUCGACGCUCUCCGGAAUUUAUGCGCCAACAAACUCUGCCCAAUCCCGAAUCAUUUACCAGCAAUUCGUUGACGGUUCAGUCCGCCAACUCUGGUUCGCAAAAUAAAUUUCUACCCAUUUCGCCUAGGCAGAAGCAGAAUUUCCUGUUUCCCAAUGUGCAAAAUCCCCGUCCCUUCUUGUCGCAACAAAAUGUGCCCGCCGUGGGAGUGGCCGAAAUUCCCACCAGCACCGCAGGCGGGGAACAGUAUUCCAGCAGUCAGAGUGUCAAUAUUCACCAUACGCGUGAUCAUUCGAAAAUGAUCAAGGUACGCAGUCACAGCAAUGAGGAGUACUCCAUUUCCAAGUCGCAUCAUCCAGAAUCAAGGCGUCUUUUGCCAGAAAUACCCACUUCCAGUUCGCGUUCCAUGUCGCGUUCGCCCAGCCGUUUGGUGCGGCAAGAUUGUGUCAAAGAUCCAUCUUCGGGCAUGAAUAUGGCCAUGGGCCCAGAGGCAGGUUCGGGUCAUUUACGCACUUUCGGUGAGGCCAAGCAGCAGUUCCAUCAGUUCCAAAAUGUCACCGAAGAAGAUGACAAUCGUCCCGAAUAUGUGGACUAUUUUGGUGAUAGCACCAGCAGCUUCCUGGAGGCAGAUGAGGUUCAAUAUGAGAAGAACUACAACAGCGGUUUUAGCAGUGAGCCUCGCAUCAUUUACAAUGAUGGCUCGGAUGAUGGCAGUUAUCAGGGCUAUCCCCAGAGACCCAUCGUGCAUAGCGCUGAAAAUGUGCUAGUGCCCGAUCAGGGCUAUGGUGUCUAUUACAAAACCGAUGCCAAUAUGCCGAUGGGCCCUCAUUCUUUGGGGCCUCAACUGGGGGGCAAUGGCAGUGGCAUGGGUGGAGCUUUGCCUCGCACUCCUCUGAUGCACAAUCGUCUGAGGCGUCGCCAAUCUCGUGAUCUUCAAACACAAAGUGAAGAAUUUGCCCAGGUGGCCUCGUUAAAUGUUCAACAAACGCAUAGCCCAUCUAUGUCACCACCGAACGAAGGUGCUGCUGCUGCCGCAGCAGGUGGUGAAGACAAACCCAAUGAACGACCCAAACCAGAGCAGAUGCGUUCAAUAUCUGAGGAUUCGGGAGCGAAUAAAUCUAAUGUGCCCAAGCCAGUAACGCGACGUUCCCUAUCACAUCCAGAAAAUGAGACACAGGCUCCCAAAAAGGUGGAACCUACCAAAAUACCGAGUCCCAAACCAUUGGCCGAUAUACUCGAUAAAUCACGACCCAUUACAAAAAUACCUACACCACGAAGACGCAACAGCAAAGGAGUCGAUAUCGAUGAAAGUGCCAAUUCAAAAUCCCAUACAAACGAAAGAAAAUAUUCCGAAUUAACUACGAAAUCGAAUAGAAACCAAAACGAUGAAAAGCAAAAACAACAAACGGAGGAUAAAGACAAUGCAUCACAGCGAAGUAAAUCACCCCGAGGAGGUGAAGGAGAAGGAGAAACACAGAAUGCAGACAAUAGCACAAAGGACCAAAACACAAAUAACAGGACAGAGAGCGGCUCUUCUGCUCAACUCACAAAGACACACACUACGACAUUGGGUGAACAGGAAAUACAGAAUGCUGUAGAAGCUGCAGCAGUCGUCUUCAAAAAAGUUGUCCUACAAAGGCGUCAAGAGAAAAAGGCAGCCGAAGAAGAUGCCUACGAUACCAUGGAAACCUCUUCGGAAUUGGAAUUCAAAUCGAUAACCAUCAAUCAUGGCCAAUAUAAUAUGGAGGCUGAUGAAUUCAAAUUGGUCUUCAUUAAUUCCGCGGAUUCGGCCUCUUCCUGUCGUGAUGAGGAGGAGUUUGAGGAUUCGAGCAGCUCUACCAGCUCCUCGUCCACUCACAACUGCAGCAGCAUAGCCUUAGACGAUUGUGAUUGGGACUAUUUUGAGCCCUCUAUGAUUAGCACCAGCAUUACCAAGCAUGUGCUCUACUCACCGUGUGGCUCGCCUUUGGUGACUAGAAGAAGAUUGUCACGCGAUCAUGUCAAGUCUAGCGACAGCACCGGCUCACCCAUGGAAUCGCCUUUAAUGUAUCGCAAGCAAUUGCUAUUCGGCCCUAGGGUAAGGGAAAGUGAUACGGGCACCGAUGAGGAGUUUCUAAUGCAGGGAGAGAGUUCCAGUUCGGAUGGCUAUUUGACCAGAUCAUCGGUUGGUAGCCGGCCUCAGCAUCAGAUGAGCAUGAAGGCCAGAAUUAAGACCAGAUUCUUGAACAAGGAUCAUUCACAGCAUCACCAUCAUCAGAAACAUCAUCGCUUGAGCUCUCCUAGGAAUCAUAAUCAGACCACGGACAGCUGCAGCUGCGGUGCAGCGGCUGCCAAAAACAAUCAGCCACGUUUCGACAGCACCCAACCCCAAUAUGUACCCAUACCAGUGCCGGUGCCCAUACCUGUGCCCAUGUCUGCCUAUCCCUACUGGCAGGCCAAUGAGUUGCCAGCCCCCUUGGGCUUGGGUGAGGAUAGUGAUCAAACUAAUUUGUGUGCCUCUUUGCAAAAGCUUUGGUGCACAGCCCAGAGUAAUCUACCCAAUCCUGCUGCCGCUGUGGUAAGGUCCAACAAUUUGCAAGCUGCUGCAGCAGCAGCUGUGGCAGCCACUUACCAGAAGUUGGCGGCUCAUGGUAACGCUGGCACUGGUGUCAUUAGUGGUGGUGGUGGUGGCUUUAAGUCAUCGGCACCCGAUCUAAGUUCAUCCACCUACUCUUUGGUGGGUAUGACACAAUCGCACUGUUCCACCUCUUCCGGUUAUGGCACCACUGGAGGCAGCCUGGAAACCUUAUUAAAUGUGGAAAAGCUUACAACAGCUGUCGCUACAAAUGCUGCCGUCACCGAUGGGGCAAAUGACCAACGUCGUCAAUAUCAGAGGCAACAUAAUAAAAACCACCACCUCCAGCUUAAGCAACAUGAAGACAAUGACAGCUACCCAAGUCGUCUGUUGGGCCAAACCGAAGGCGAUGUUAUCGAUGAGUGCUGCCUUGCUCUCAAGUGUGCCGCCACCGCUACCACCACAACACCAUCGCCACUAUCAACCACUUUAGACAAUAACAGCUCACCACUGACAAAGGCAGUCAGUUGUGAUAUACCCUGCCUGAAUACAAGUCGUCUUGCGGAUAACAAUGAACGCGUCGUGGCCGUUGACAAUGAUGGUGUUAGCGAUCAAACCUUUUUAGGCUACUGCUGCAAAAAGGCAGCACGCGGCGGUGAAUUUCGGGAUAAUCGUGCAAGUGCAAGUGAUGAUUUAAUAUGUGAAAGGCCCCAGGCUUAUAAAUUUGAAGAGAAUUUCAAUAUAUCAUUAAAAAAUAAAUGCCAAAAAAGUACAAACAGCGUUGAAGAAAACGAUUUAGAAGUAGAGAAGAAACAAGUUUGCCAACCGACAAAAACUAACAACAAUAAUAAUAGUAACACCAACAACAGCAACAACGACAAUAACAGUGAUUACAUAUUCACCACACCAUCGGUAAACAACUUCCAGCCAUCAACGACCAGCACCGACACCGACACCACCACCACCAACACCACCACUACAUCAACUCCCAUUUUAGCUUUGGCCAACAUAAACAAACGUAAACAACUCUCGCUGCUGCUGGGAGAGCCAUGUGCCAACCAAACAAAUGAAGAGAGCCCGAAUGUGUUAAACUCACCUUUGAACAUUGCCUGCCAGGGAAUAACGGCAAAUGAAACACUGCGCUCUAAGGCUGAUCAGAAUUUGAAACGAGGUGGCAAUGGGCAAACAACGCAUAAGGAACAUGGCCCCGCAUGGCUCUACGACAAUUUGGCUAAGCGGCAAGAAAAUUAUGAAAAAGCUGUAAAGCCGGUAAAAACUUGUUCAACCACCACCACUGGCACCACCACCAAAUCUAUUUGCACAGAUGUUUUAGAGCAGCAAACAGAAAAAGAAGGUGCGACGACGACGACAACGGCGGGGAGUGCAUUACAAAGCUGUGGUAAUACCUUGUCAUAUGUACAGACAACACCACCUGCAUUGGUGUUACCCUCAACGCAUUUGGUCAAUACGGCAGGCCAUGGCAGUAGUAGUCAAGCUUUUAAAGAAAAUGUGAAAAAUCGCACAAUGUCUAUAACCACCCCAGCGGCAGCAGGUAACAAAAAUAAAAACUACAACAAUAGCAGCACAACCACAACAAAUCCAGUGCAACUUGUACCACCAGGUGUAGUUGUUGAAAAAUCAUCAAACGUAACGGUAUUGGCAUCGACCAACCAACAACAGUCCACAGCAGAGGUGGCAACGAAAAGCCAACAGACAUUGAUAACGGAAAGUAAUUUAGCGGCUAUUAAAGCAAAACGUUCCAAGGCUAUGUUAAAGUCACCGAAUAAAUCGGAAAAAGAUAAAGAAGAGAAUCCAACUGAUCUCUCUCGGACAGAUACGGUGGAGGAGGCGGGCUAUUUGUUAAGUGAUCGUUUGCAAUUUUCCCAUUCCUCGGUAAGCUCUUCGGGCUCGUCCAAUGAAGAUGAUGACGGUGUGCAAAAGGAAAAAUCCGAGGAGGAAUAUUUGUCGGCCUCCCAUUCCAAAGUCGCGAAAAAGAAGAAAAGAAAGUGUAACAACAAUAAACCCAUUAGACGUAGCUAUAACAUUUUGCCACCGGGAACAAACUCUGAUAAGUCCGCGGAAGCAACCGAAGAGGAGGAAGUAGAAGAGGAAAAUAGCUCUUCCUGCUCCCACAAAUCAGAGAAGAAUAAUGCUAGUUCCUCUCUCAGUUCGCCCUCCAGUUCGGAGUCAGUGGAUACCGAUGAUACCGGAAAUGUGGCCGAUCGUCGACCACGCAAAAAGCAUUUCUCCAAGGUAUUUGUGGUGAAUCGUAAAUCGCGUAGAUCUCGUUCUAUGGCCCCCUCGGGUAGUUGUAGCAGUGCUUCGUGCACCGAAUCCUCAUCGGAGGCGAAUCUUGAGGAUUCUUCCGAUAAUGAUACGGAUACAGAGCGCAGUCAUUGUGGCGUGGUCUUGCGUUGCAUAAAACUCUUAAACGAGGACUCUUCGGGUAAUGAGAGAAAAUGCAAAGAGAUACGCGAUUCUUUGCAUGAAAGUGACAGUUGCAGCGAUUCAAGUGUGCAUGAUUGCAAGCGGCAUAUUGAUGAGGGCGAAGAAGAAGAAGAAGAAGAGGAGUCAUAUCAAGAUAAUGACAAAAUACCAGCUGACAUUGACAACGAAAGUGGUGCUCUGGCAAAACACUCAUCCUCAGAAUUGGCAAAUUGCAUUUUUGUUGUUGGCGGUCAAACAGAUGAUGAUAAUGGGGGCAUUGUCUUGCAGGCAAUGCGUUCAAUUAGCAAUGAGUUGCCACUACAACAACAAAGUUUCUUGGAUCAUUAUGAUGAUCAAGAUGAUCAUGAUCACGGCUUGGUUUGUAAGAAAGUGUUAACUCUGCCUCGCGCCGCAAGUGGAGCAUUGCAAAUUUCAGCAAAUAAAUGUUCAGAAAGCGAGCAUUCGCAUGCCAACACAGCAACAAAUGUAUGGUCUAAUGCUUCAGUGAUUACAGACCCCAAUGCUUCAUCUUUCACUUAUGCUUCGCCACCCCCAGAGGAGGAUGUAUGCGAGGAAUUGCAUAGCAUUUCCAAUGAUGUUAAUCGUCUAUUGGCUUUGACCAAACAAAAUUCCCAGCUAGAAAUGAAAUUGGAAAAACUCAAACGCGAUGUAGAGGAAAUCAAUCAGGAUCACUUGAAGGAAAAUAAAAACUACUCCCCAACUUCCUCGGCCACAUCUACUGGUUUACCUUCCUUGGAAAAUGAAUAUGUUGAAGGCAUGAGAGUACUGAACACUACAAAGGCUUCUUCGGCGUUAUCGAUUACUAAUGAGGAACUAGGCAACUUAUGUCACCCCAUGGCCAUCAAGGAGGAGGAGAGGGAGAAGAAGGCAUGUAAAACACUUGUGGCACAAGAAAUUCCCGACAACAACCAAAACAAUGUUCUAGGUGAGUGGCCAGCCACAACAUCGUCAUCAUUACAAAAGUUAGCCAAGUCUGCAUUGCCGCCACCGCCACCGCCGCCGCUUGAAAAUGAAAAGUUGAUGGAAAUACCUGUCACCUCUUAUGAAACUGAUGUGGCAAAGGAAAUGAGCAAAGACAAUACAGCAACGACUCAUGGUCUUCAGCAACAGAACAGCUUGGAUACCCUUCCCCUUUUCGGUUGUAGCUUUGAUGAAGAUUUUAAAGUCAACUAUGUGGUACACCAUAAUAAUUCACAUCAUGAUGACGAUGAGGAAGACCAUUAUGAUGACGUUAAUAAUUCCUGCGAUGACGCAGACAACGACGAAAUUGUAUGUAAAGAAAAAGAAAAUCAAAACAAACGACAAGCUGACAGUGCUUGCACUACUACUACUACCUGCAAAUUAACACAGCCAGAACAGGUCGUCGGCAGACAAAAGGCGUUAACCAUACCGAAAACAACAGCUGCUGCUACUUCUGGCGACUCAACUGUUACGGUUAUGCUUAGCAAAGAAUUAAGCCAUAGACUACAACAAAAACAAACAACGAAAAAAGAAGAACUCAAAAAAGAGGAAGUAGCAAAAGAAUUCACUGAAGCAUGCAAAACAAAUGAAAUGCUAGAUGGCGGCGAGUGUUAUAUUAUGGCUGGUAAACAAAAACAAGAGAAGAAGCAAAAAGAACAGCAGCAGAGCAUACCAACCAUGCCAAGUAAUUUCACAGAAUACUUUAUGGACUCAUUAGAGAGCCCUCCUUCCACACUUGAUCGUCAUCAUCAUCAUCAUUACCAGCAUCGGCAACUAACAACAGGUAGUCGAGAUUCAUUAAAGUUGGCAACCCCCUUCGAACAGGUAUUACUCUUGCAAAGAGAACCUCUGCCAACAGCACCAGCACUAACAUCAACAACAAUGGUGAGCAGUAACAGUGUUACUGUUAAUGCUGACGCUGCUGCUGCUGCUGCUACUACUAAUGUGUGCUCAGAGAUCACCAUGCCUUCGUUGGAUAAUGUCGUGUCGAGUGGUAAUAUUUGCGCAGAGUAUGCUGCUGCAACAGUUGAAAACGAAAUUUUAAACGAGAAAGACGGUAAGAGAUACGAUCGGCGGUUAAACGAUAAACACGAAGAUAUCAACAAAGCGGCGGCCAUAAACAAAACGGAAAAACAGAAUACAAGUAAAAAAUAUAAUAGUAGUAAUAACAACAACGACAUAGAGAGUGCUGGUGUUGGUGAUAGGGUUAAUAAUAGUAAACCCUUUACAAUAAAUUGUGGUGAAUAUUUUUAUCAACAAGUAGAAGAAGAAGGAAAACAACAGCAAAUGCAAGAAAAUACACAAGUGGGCCAUAAUACAGAUAAUAACAACGAACCACAACGACGUGUUACAUUAGCCAGCGUUUUAAAUACAAACAGCAAUAACAAAAACGAUUUUGCUCUUAACCACAAGAUUGUCAAUCACAAUCAUGACGAUGGUGCAGCUGACGUUAAAGAAGGCAACGACGCGUACGAUAAUGACUACAACGACGAUGAUGUUGUAGCGGAGGAAGAAGAAGACGACGACGUGUUCGGUUUCCACAGCAUUAAAAAUACGCGACUAUCAAACAAGAACAGUGCUAAACAAUAUCCCCAUGAGAUUGUUGGCAGCUCAACAACAACAACAACAGCUACAACAAAAACAAGUGCAAGUGUUUAUAAUGAUACUGCGACAACAACGGAGUUGACGCCAAUAGCAAAAUCAAAAUAUCGUAGUGCCCAUGUAAAUAAUUCACCAAAUUCGUUAUCGGCCAAAUAUCGAAGUUUGAUAAUGAUAACAAAAGAUCAACAAAGACCAGAACAGCAAAUGCCAAAUAAAGAUAAGAAUUUGUCAAAUGUUGAAAGCAUAGAAUGUGAGAAAGAGAAUAAACAAGAUAAUAACGGUAACUAUAGUAAAUGCGAUAGUGAUCAAGAGCAAGAGCAACAAACGGGUGGUACAAGUGCCGAAAUAAUUCAACAAAUGUCAAAAAUAAAUCAAAGUAAUAACGACAACGACAAUAAAAAAACAACAAAUGAUAACAGCUUUGAUGUUGGUGUUGGCGAAGGCAACAAUGAAUCAUCGUUAGCCGCAAGAUUUUUAAAAAUAUCCUCCACAGCAAAUGAUUUAACCAAGUUUUCCCCGACUUCAUCAACAUUGGGCGCAGAAAGUGAACCAGAUUCAUAUGACCCCAAUGCCAAUGAAUUUUCCCCAGAGGGUGAUUGCAAGAAAGCCAUAUGCCUGGAAGAUGGUUUGGCCGAUGAUGACUCCUGGGUGGAGGAGCUAAGCGAUCAUGGUGGUGACAUUCAUACAGAGGAUCUUUGUGAUCUAGAUGACGAUGAUGAUACAACGCCCACAGCCACCGAUUCUGAGGAUGGUGAUGAUCCCCAUGCCAUGGGCAUGUUUUUGGAUCGCGAAGAGGAAUUAAGGGGUUAUCAUCGUACUGCCAUUGAUUUUACACUACACACCAUUGUCGAGGAGAGUUGUGAGGAAAGUGAGGGAGCAUCGCUGCGCAGUCACAACGAUGAGGAUGAUUUGGAUGACAACGAGCGUAGAAGACAAAGGACUCUGCAGCAUCCUCAUCGUCUUUCGGCCUCGGAAUUGGAAAGAUAUUUCUUCUUCGAUCUGGCCGAUGGCAAGGGUUUAAGUUCGAUUAGUACCCGGGAGGAAGAUGUGGGCUCGGAAACGUCCUCCGUGUCCUCCGAGGGUCUGGAUUCCCUAGGGGUGCCCGAUGAGCCCUUCAAUGAUGUUAGCCAAGCCGUUGAGCUGGCCUCUUCACGUUUGGAGAAAUAUUUCCUUUUGGAUUUUAUGGGCUUCAAUGGCAGCAGCAGCGGUGUUAGUGGUGGUGGUGGUGGUAUUGGAGAGAAACAUAACGAUUCCGAUGAGAGUGGUAGUGUGGGCAGUGAUAGUGAGGGUCAUCCCAGCCCCAGUCAAAGAAGAAAACGCGUCUUACGUUCCCGCACUACACCCCGAUCGCACAAUUCCUCUUUGGAUAAUUUGCUUAUGAGCGACUCGCAAGCCAAUGAUUCUUUGGACAGUACCCUGAUCACCUCCUCCAACCAGGAUAUCAUUAAUAGCUCCGAUUCGGAGAAUUGUGAUGACACUGUCUUGCACAAUAGCAGUGCCUCGGAGAGAACCUCCGAUGGCACCGAUACCAUGAAACGUAAGAAACAGCUAAGAAAACGUCAUGAUUCUUUGGAUGAAAAGAAAUUGCAUGAAGUGCCCAACGCCAAUGACGAUAUGGGUAAGUCAUCGAGUCUGGAGUGUCGCACCCCCACACCGGGUUCCAUGCAAAGUUCGCAAACGAAAAAGCAACAACACCACUCCCGGGAUAGUGGAUUUGUGGGUAGCAACGAUGAUCUGCUGAAAUCGCCCGAUAACGAAAAUCCUCCCAAUACCAUCACACGCAAUAAGUCUCCCAAUACUCUGGAACAAAUCAGCGAGGAUAAUGAGAAAGUUCUGACACCCAUACCCACGGUGCGUUUAAGCAUAGCAAGUGACAACCACCCGCUUAGUUCACACUCAGAAAAUGUGCAUAAAAAACAUACCCUAACACCCUCAACAUCUGCCACCUGCUCUACGAAUUUGGUACGCAAGGAUAGUUUCAAUAAUUGGAGUUCCGAUGAGGAGACCAAUCUCAUGAUGAGCAAAAUGAGACAGUUCUUCAAAACUCUGGUUGUGGCCACGGCCAAUGCGCAACAACAAAACUCCGCCAAUAAUUCCAAAUCGACAACGCCCAAUCAAACAACUCCCAUAUCGGUGCGUCGCAUGAAAUCGCGUCCCGCCACUUUGGCCUAUUUCGAAAAUGAGCUGACGCGUCUUAUGAAAACGGUGCCGGGUAUAAAUGACGAACAGGUGCGAGAAAUUGUGGAAUAUCUAAGCAGUGAGGACACAUGGUCGGAUUCCUACGAUUCUUCUGACUAUACCAGUUCCGAUUUGGAAGGCAGCAGCCAGAGGAGGAAUGAGCUAAAGCAGCAAAUUUCGGCCAGUUGCCAACAAAUUAUCAAUAAAUUUGAAAAGGAUGAAGAGGGCGAUCGUGGCGAUGGCGGCCUGUUGGAAGAUGUGAGAAGCGCUAAUCCCGAUACCGCCUUGGUGUAUCAGAAAUUGGUGGCCUCAUUUUCCAAAAUGGCUGUGGAAAAUGCUACCAACCCAGCCACAGCACCUGCGGCAACCACCAACUCUGGUAGUGCAGAAACAAAAGAGGAUUUAGCAGCGCCCAGUGUUUUGGGUGGUGGUAGCACGUCUCAACGGCCAGUUGCCACGGCAAUGGAGGAAGAUCGCAUCUCCACGGGCAGCAAUCGCAGUGCCGAGAGAUCUCCUCAACUUUUCGCCCGUGUAAUGCAGCACAUUGGCACCCGCCUUGUGGCCCUUAUGCACGAAGUUAGCAGCGGUAAUGAUACGCAUGGCACCAACUCGCCCAUGCCCUCACAGCGUUACAAUCCGCACAAACGCCUGCAGGCCAAGAUAUCGGCUACCACCACCGAAGACGAAGAAGAUAUUAACCCCGAAGAUCGGCCUUCGAGAACUCCCCAAUAUUUGCAUCCAUCGCAUGCCUAUGCCCAACAUCACCUCUACUCUCACACUGCCACAAGAAACAGUAGCAGUGCCUACAGCACACAAGACGAAGCCUACAAUUUGGCUCGCAGCAAAUCACACGACCUAUUGCUUGACUCAACUUCCUCAUCAGUGCCCAGCAGUAGCGGCACGGGCAGCAACUCCGCCAGUGGUCAAACCCAGGCCGGAGCUGCCCACCAUCGACCACAUCAUCAUCAGUCCAGCAGCGGCGUUAGCGAUACCGCCGGCGAGGAGUGUGGCGUGGCCAGUGACUAUGAGCGCUUUUCAUGGCGCGGCAGUUUUGAGUCGGCAUUACUGGCUAAUGGCGAUUCCAGAACGAAACUCUCUCAACUUGACCGUGACAACUCAUCGUCUGCGUCCGCUUUGGCCAUUGCAAAGCGUCGUUCUGCAGGUGACCUGUUGUUCAAUCACAAAAGUCUGAGUCGUGAGCAAUUGGAUCGUGUGCGUUCCUGUGGCAGUAUCGGAGGUGGUGAUGAGCAUCAUCAUGUUUUGGAAUCGUCGCCGGCCAAACCUUGGCUCUCCUCAUCCAAUGAUUCGAAGGAUGCCAGACGUUCCAGUGUGCCGGAUGCCAUCUACGAAACCGACUCCUCCACCUCCGACGAUGACUGUCAACCAUUUGCGGGCACACGCUCAACACUGCCACGCAGUCUAAUUGGUGUGGCUCAAAUGUCCACCACGAACUCAUUACCCCGCCUGCCCACCACCACCACAGCGGCCGCGAGUGCAGGAGCCGGUAGCAGUUCGUUCAACAGCAGUUUGGGUGCGGCAGCAAGUUCAACUUCAGCGCUGCCCUCAGGUGUGUCGGCCACCUCAACACCCAUAUCGAAAUCGCAAAACUCGCUCAACUACCCAACACCCUCGAACAGUGCGAAGAGUGCACGCUAUCGUCCCACCGGCCUCAAACCUCCUCAUCACAGCAAUUUCGGCCUAAAUAAUGCCAAAAAAUGUACGCAAUCUCAUGCUCAGGCAUUGCAGCAGUUCUUGUAUCCAAAACGCGAUGCACGCAAGCGUUUAAAUAUGUCCAUGGAAGAGGCCAAAGCUGCUGCCGAGGAAUUGAGUCGUUCACCCGUAAUGGGUCAUCGGAGUCAUGAUCCAGCCUCUAGUCCUUUGCAAUCUCGAGGUUCGGGGUCCAGCGACAAUUGGCCCCAGCAGUCAGAUGAGGAUAUUGACCGUUUAGUGGCAAUGCAUCAAAAUCGCAGCAGCUUGAGUUCAUUGGGUCUACGUUCCGACUCCAUGGCCAGUGUUUAUUCUGGAGCAGGUGAGGGACGUUAUGGCACAGUGGUGGUUAAAGGCCAAGUAGAAUUUGGUAUGCAAUACAAUUAUAAAUUGGGAGCUUUGGAAAUACAUGUGGUGCGUUGCAAAGAUUUGGCUGCUGUCGAUACAAAAAGGAAUCGUAGUGAUCCUUAUGUUAAGGUAAGUUACAGAUUUUCCAAAAACAAAAAAUGGUUCACUAAUUUUUUUUUCCAGGUUUAUUUGCUUCCCGACAAAUCCAAGGCUGGCAAACGCAAGACCAAAGUCAAGAAACACACCUUAAAUCCUAUAUUUGAUGAAGUUCUACGCUUCCAUAUGCCCGUCUCAAGUUUAGAAUCUCGUACUUUAUGGCUCACAGUAUGGCAUUCGGAUAUGUUUGGACGCAAUGAUUUCCUAGGUGAAGUCAGUGUAAAUCUACAAGGCCGCGUUUUUGAUAAUCCUCAGUCUCAGUGGUAUUUGUUGCAAGAAAGGAGUGAACCCUUCGAUGAAGUUGCCACCUAUAGAGGAGACAUUGUGGUGGGUCUCAAAUAUGUACCACCCGAGGGUAGCAAAUCAAGUUUUAUGCGUUCCUCAACCUCCAGUUCGGGUGGCAUACGCAAAUUUGGUAGCAUAAAAUCAGUGGCCAUUUCGAAGACCGAUCGUUCGGCCAAGGGUGGGCAACUGCAUGUUUUGGUAAAGGAAGCCAAACAUUUGACUCCCAUUAAACCCAAUGGUACUUGUGAUGCUUUUUGUAAGAGUUAUUUACUGCCGGAUCGCACUCGUAGUUCGAAACAAAAAACUCCCAUUGUAAAACGUUCCACAAACCCCAGUUGGACUUAUACUUUUGUAUAUGAAGAUGUGUCUUUAGAAGAUUUAUCGGAAAGAGCUUUAGAAUUAACCGUUUGGGAUCAUGAUCGCUUGGCGAGCAAUGAAUUUUUGGGUGGUGUUAGAUUUUCAUUGGGAACUGGUAAAAGUUAUGGCCGUUUAGUCGAUUGGAUGGAUGCUUCGGGGAAAGAACUUUCUCUAUGGCAAAAUAUGUUGGAUCGUCCCAAUUUCUGGGUCGAAGGCAGUGUUAUUUUAAGAUCAUCACUGGAGGGUAUACGAGCGAUACCGUAAGCAUUGUAAUUAUAUAUAACAAAUAAAUUCUAGUUGUAAUUGUCCUCCCUCCCAAAACAAAAAGAAAAAACACACAAUUUAUAAAAAAACAAACCCAAAAAAAGAAAAAUACUUUGAAUAGCACACAUACACACACACAUAUACACAAAAAGUUGUAGGUGUGCCCCCAUAUAUAUACAUGUUAUAUUAAACAUUAACGAUAACUAAAAUAAUUUAUUUCUAUAUACAAAAGUAAAAAAGAAGAAAAAGACAUUUAAAGAAAAAUGUUACAACAAAAGAACACAAAAAAGUAUUUGGAAAUUAUGCAAUACAAAAAAAAAUAAGCUAUUAUAAAAAUUUAGUAAACAUUUGAUUUUAUUUAUAAAUGAUUAUGAUGAUAACAUUUACGACGAUAAAGAAACAAAUAAUUUAUUUCAUGACAAUUCAAUUCACAAGCAUUAUUAGCAUUACGACGACUUUAUAGAGAAAUGACAAACAAAAAAAAAAAAAAAAAAAAUAUUUGAACAAAAAAAAACAACAUAUGCCCCAUCUGGAAAAAUUAAAUCAAUUUUGCAGUAAAAACGUGUUAAUUAUAAUAAAAUUAUAUAAAUACAUAAAACUUUAAAUCCUAAGACUACCACCAUAACUACUACUACUACGUUAUUACUACCUUUAUAUAUAAUUAUGAAUAUAUAUAUACAUGCAUAUAUAAAAUAGUUCUAUUUUCCAAAAUAUAUCUUAAGGCAAACUUUAAACUCUAAGACAAGAGUAUCUUGAAUAAAAAAGACAAAACAAAACAAAACAACACAACAUGAUUUAUAAAACAAUAAUAAAAUAAAUAAUAAAUAAAAAAAAAAAUAAUUUUUUUAUAAAACCUCUUAUGGAUCUAGACUCUAUUACAAAUUCUUCAAAACAAACUUGGACAUUUUCUUCCACCUAAGGACUAUACACCCUCUGAACAUAUCAUUAUUUCAUAAAAAGAAAAGAAAACAAAAAAGGUUAGCAAAAGAAAUUUUGAAUGACAAAAACAAAAACCAUAGAAGUCUAUCUGGUGAAAAAGCCUUAACUGAAAAAGGUAUUUUGGUGUAGAAUAAUCAAACAAAAAUCACAAAAAAAAAAAAACAUAAAAAUCUUAGAAAACAAGUAGAAUAUUUCCUAUAUAGACAACAAUUUCAAAAAAUUGUUAGUUUUAUAAUGAAAACAAAAAAAGUAUAGAAAUACUAGAUAUAAAGUAAUCCGAAAAAAACCAAUACAAAAACUAAAUGACUUGUGUUGACUUGUAUCAAAUGAUAGAACUUUCUUUUUUAAGCAUUUUUGCAAUGAGCAUCUUAUGCAGUGGUAUGUGGGGAAAACGACAUGAAAAUGGUUUUACCCAAAUUACAAAAAAUAUUUCAUGACAAAUAUAGUAAGACAUACAUAUUU
Messenger RNA from Stomoxys calcitrans (stable fly), 16254 nucleotides. RefSeq lists its product as uncharacterized. The record is from RefSeq and is a predicted model, not a curated record. Gene Ontology annotation, biological process: exocytosis. Gene Ontology annotation, cellular component: plasma membrane; exocytic vesicle. The coding region runs from base 10 to 14853 and encodes 4947 amino acids. NCBI's taxonomy places the organism in Eukaryota, Metazoa, Arthropoda, Insecta, Diptera, Muscidae. The transcript has 14 exons. Gene Ontology annotation, molecular function: neurexin family protein binding.